CAAGCAAACCACUUCUGAAGAUGCAAGCCACUCGUGCUUGCGAAACGUCAAGAAUAAAUUCUCGUCGGUCGGUAGAAUUUCCCCAUUAGUUUCAAGGAAUGGCCUCGAAAGUCUAUCUCUUUUGAUUAGAAGAAGAAUGUUUGGUCAUUUAGCCAUUUGCCUCAGUUGAGGGAUCCGCCAUUGCCCCAAUCAGAUUUUAUUAGGUUUUAGUUGAUUUUUGCGGCAAUUUCGCACAUUAAACCAUUCAGUUAUCGGCAGGUUGGGGGAAGAUUGUUUGUUGACGAUCUUUAUAUAAAUGUGUAAUAAGUCAAUUGUCUUCAAGAAAUGACAUGUGAUUGACGUUUCACUGAUUUGGCCAAUGAGAGCACUUUUUGGGGCUUGAAACGGUGCGAAUUGCAGUGUUGCUCAGUUUCCUUUACCUAACUAAGUAACCGGUUUUGACUUAACUACAUUUAGUUAUAGACACUAAUGUUCAAAUAGGUCAUGUGUAACGUUCAGCAGCAAAUACAUAUGUACAAGUGGUAAUUUCUAGCUAGACAUGUAUGUAACAAUGUAUAAAUUGUACACAAAACGUUAUGGAAAAUAGAAAAUUUGACUGAUAUUUUCCAGGGCCCUUUUCAAGUGUUUGGGUGACUAUCUGAUUUUUCCAAACCUAACAGUCACUUUAUUUCAGAUAUUGCAACGCCCCAGUAUUUGAUAUAAUUUAAUGUGGAAAGCAUCGGCAGAACGGGACGCAAAGCUACUCAAACUGGUUUCAGACUUUUGACGAGCAAAAUGCGCCCCAUUUGUGCCGGGCUUGUUUGGGGAUGUCCCCCCACAUGAAGCCCCUUCUGGACGGCUCCGAGGAAUCAAACGCUUUGCUCGGCAAGCUUCUCCAGAUCCUGGACAUUGAGGUGAGGGACUUCAAGCCCAAAUAUGCCAGGAGUUUGUGUAAAGUUUGCGAAGAUAAAGUGGAAAUGGUCGCCGCCUUUACUGAGCAAUGCCGCCAGGCCGCCGCUGUGAUUGAGCAAUUCUCAGUGAACUCUGCAGUUCGUUCUGCUGAGUCUGAUUGUCCAGAACGACGGAAACAGUCAACUAAUGAGGCAGCAGGUUGCGAACAGGAUUUGAAUGUAGAAAGAGAACCUGCAGCUUCAGGCCCCGAACGUGAAGACGCCAAGACGCACACAGCCGUUCAAAGAUACAAGCUGAAACAGUACAGCUUUGAGGACGUGGCCAGGGCAAUCAGAGUGGCGCGUCUUCAGCUCUAUAAGCAAGUCGAUUGCGCCCUGUGCCGCUUUGUUGCCGUCUCUAGCCGCAGUCUAAGCGCCCACAUCACCCGCGUGCAUCCCGAGGUGAAGGGCAAAUGGUGCUCAAAGUGCAACCAGCCCUUUGAGGAUCUGCAGGAGCACCACUCUGAGGCACACCGGGAGGACUUGAAGUGCCCAUUUUGCUCACGGAUUCAGUCCAACAUGGGCCAUUUCGUCGAGCAUCUGGCCAGUCAUUCAGGUGAGCGACUGCACAAGUGCCCUCAAUGCAGCAAAUCGUUCAUCUCGCUCAGGCACCUGCAGGCGCACAAGAUGUCACACGAAAAGGUGAAGCCUCCACUCAACCAAAGAACUGAAGAACCGCAAAACUACUGCAAAACGUGCGAGAAAAAGGUGCGCAGCCUGGCACAUCAUAGUCGAAAAUAUCACGGCGCUAAUGCCAUCGAUCCAAAGAUGAAAUUGUGCCCUUAUUGCGGGAAACAAGUUCGUUCUAACAAACUGAUGAUCCAUCAGAGGACUCACACGGGUGAAGCGCCUUAUCAGUGCCAGUUUUGCGAUAAAAGGCUGAAAAGCCGCAACAUUCUGGUGGUUCACGAACGCACCCAUACAGGCCUGAGGCCCUACACGUGCCAAGUGUGUGGAAAGAGCUUUGCCCAGUCCAGCGUGCUGAACACCCAUCGGAAAAUCCACACUGGCAAGCUCGAGCAAUGCUCCAUUUGCUGCAAGCGGUUCUGCAGGCCGGUUGAACUGCGGUUGCACUUGCGCUCGCAUACUGGUGAAAAACCGUAUGUAUGCCAACUGUGCGGGCAGGGCUUCAAGCAAAGCAGCCACUUGGUGGAGCAUAAGCGGAAACAUUCGAGCUUCCGGCCAUUCAAGUGCGAUGUUUGUCAGAAAUCGUUCAAAAACUUCAGCACGCUUAAGGGCCAUUUGCGAAUCCACACCGGCGAGAAACCGUUCAAGUGUUCGCAGUGCUCGUAUGCGGCGCGACAAGCCUACAUGUUGACGCAGCACAUGCGGCAACACGCGCAUUCCUGCCAGCAAAUUUUCUCUACUGGGGCUCACUUGGAGGCUCAUCGGAGCAGGUAAUCAGCAGGUUUAGGCGCGGUUUUCCCAGGCACGCGAAGCUUCCAAGCUUCAGCGUUCCGGAUGGCUCCAGAAGGGGGGCCAGGGCUGACCGCAGUGAAGGCAGUUAUUAGUGCGAUCGAGAUCACGAUGGCUUCGUCAGUCUGGAAGAAUUGACGGCUUUCAUCAAAACCACUGAGCAGGUGCCAAGUUCGGCACCGUUGACGCCGAUCAUCAUCAACAAUUACGAGCGCUUCGAUCAGAACCAUGACAAUCGGCUGGACUUUGAAGAAUUCGUCGAAAUGAUCACCAACGACACCUUCUUGAAAGACUUUACCAAUCUGGGAAAUCGGUACGUGAAAUUCCUGGUGGUGCCCGUAUGUCGCACGAAGCGCAUCACCAAGGUGCAACUGCAACGGAUGCACACCAUCACUGGCAUGUACGAGAACGAGGUCAAAUUCAAAGCGACGGACAUCGGGAUGAUCAUGCUGUCCCUCAUCCAGAUCAUUCUAUUCUACACCAGCUUCAAAGACCAGCUGGUGUUCAAGCA
Dendroctonus ponderosae (mountain pine beetle) is the source of this 2856-nucleotide messenger RNA. Its product is annotated as zinc finger protein OZF. Gene Ontology annotation, cellular component: nucleus. NCBI's taxonomy places the organism in Eukaryota, Metazoa, Arthropoda, Insecta, Coleoptera, Curculionidae. The record is from RefSeq and is a predicted model, not a curated record. Gene Ontology annotation, molecular function: zinc ion binding. Bases 807 to 2330 code for a protein of 507 amino acids. The transcript is spliced from 12 exons.